UUCAUGGGCAACUAGUCGAUGUUCGGGAAAUAUAGCGAGACUCUAAGAGACCUAGUCUAGCUUCAAUCAUCGCCUUCUAAUCUAGAAAACUCUCUAAUACCACCCAAAAAAACAACAUCCACUCGAACCGCCGAUGCAAGGGUGAUAUUGCAGGCUCUGGAAGUACUACUGUCCGUUCUCGAUCAAUAUAUCUAGCCAACCGAGUUGAACGAUGCCACCACACCAGACAGCAACCUACGCUAGGCCAAUGCAGAAGCUUACCAUCAUCGCAGAGUUGCAAAACAGGAUACCUAUUGAUUUUGAUCAUCAUAAGCGAUCAGGCAUGCUCACCGAGGCCGAAAACAGUGGCAAGGCUGCUGCGAAUGUUCCUGCCAUUGCGAAUGUUCCUGCCGCUAUGAAUGUCCCUGCCGCUGCAAAUGUUCUUAUCGCUACCCCGGCUAUCGCAGAUCCGGUCGUCGCAGACCAAGCCGCUGACGCAGCACCUAUUACGUCGAAACAUAAACGUGGUGGCGUGUCUACAGGAGCCGAGGUAGAUGGAAAAGGUUCCUAUUUACACAAAUGGGAAUAUGUAUUAUUCUCUAGGACUAAUAUCCAGAACGAUCCCCAGCAGCUGGAUGGAUCGUUCGUAGAUCGUGAGCAGGCCAAUGCCAAAUUGGAUGAAAUAACGCGCCGUGAUAACUCCGAAGAUGGCAUAGCUGCCGUAACCCGUAGACUCGUCUAUGAGUAUACCCCAUGCAAGUUACUCAAAGUCAAGCGCACGCUAACCAACGGCGAAGAGCGCGUUCUGUGGGUGGAAAGGCGCUGUGUGGAUCUCCAGCACGACCUUACCAAGAGCAAGCGCGCACUCAAAAAGUGGUCUGCUAAUAGGCCUAAACUACCUCUCUAUAUAGUGGAGUGCGAAUUCAUGACGCGAAUGACGGCAGAAACACCCCAGCAGGUACCCGGAGAGAGUGAUGAAUCCAUUCCCGCCAUGGUUCACGAGCAAAUAGGCGCUCUUAGCGGUGAAAUCGAACUGUAUCGUCUACCACUAGCCCCAUUCACGGAGAGAGAUCUAGCUAACGAGCACGCCGGCACCCUGUUCCUAGAACACUCAAGAGUCAGGGAGGAGAUCCGAUGGCCAGUAGAUGAUUAUUGGUGGGAGGAACAUGCGGUAGCAAUUCACAUGGAAGCAGAGAAGGUAGCAAGAAUGCCUGGGGCGCUGUAUGUUGCGGAGAUGUACACGCACGAUAUGAAUACAAGGCUGGGGUUUGAUAUGAUCAGGGUGGGGGUUUAUGCGGUGGAUGAUGUAAAUGGGCCGAUGAAUAACUGAUCAGGGUAUAUGUGCUGCGGUUUCGAAGGUAGGGCCAAGGCUAUGGCUUGGGGAGGAGAGGAGGAGGGCGUCGUGCUUGUGCUAUGCGGGCAAAGAGAUUGACCGGGGAGGAGUUUCGCGAUGAUUUGUAGAUAGGAGGCAAUGCCAGGGCUACGAGUAUAC
Molecule: messenger RNA, 1471 nt
Organism: Daldinia loculata
Lineage: Eukaryota; Fungi; Ascomycota; Sordariomycetes; Xylariales; Hypoxylaceae
Exons: 1
Coding region: 212-1309 (365 amino acids)
Source: RefSeq, a predicted model, not a curated record